GGCCAUAGAAGAGGAAGAGGAAGAGAAAGAAUUGUAGUAGAGUGUUGUUGCCAUGCCUUCGAAACGCUGUUAUUUUCACCCUGAUUGCAGGUCCUCUGUAUUCGGCCUUCCUAGGAAUGCUGGACUUAGGGAACAGUGGUUAACUUUUAUUUUUAAAACAGUUCCUGAAAAGUAUAACUCCUAUAUAGCGCUCUGUGCUGCACAUUUUACGGAUGACAGCUUCCUUAAUGUACGCGAGUUCAAUGCCGGAUUCGCACAAAAGCUUGUCAUGAAAGAUGGAGCAGUUCCCACUUUAAGAGGAGAAACUGUUGUUUAUGGGCCACAACCUGACAAUUCUGGAAAAAAUGGGCUCGCUGGGAAAAGUGACACUGUUGCAAGACCCCCCAAAACAUGGGACAGUUUAAAAGAUUCCAAGUGUCCAGAGUCAUGUGACGGUGUGAGUGGGAAACCCACUGCUGCAGUGUGCUUUAGUUUGUUUCCAACACAUGCUCAAACAUCUGCAACAUAUGAUCUUCGGCAUACUGCUGCGGGUCCCAAGAGAAUUACUACAAAUGUCCUGGAAGAUAUUACAGCCAGUUGUGACGAAGAUCUUGAUAUAUGUGACCUGGACAGUGUGGCCAGCAGUGUGGACAGCGCAGCAGAGGAGAUGUUUAUUGAUGGUCUUGACCCUGUUCUAGAUGGGCCUUCACAUGACAUUUACUCACCAGAGGAGGAUUGCGAUUCAGAUUUUUUACUUCUUGUGCCAUGCCAUAGGCCUUCACAUAACAUUUACUCACCAGAGGAGGACUGUGAUUCAGUGGCCAGCCCACAGCAUAGAAAGAGAUCACGUCUGUCUUACACAUGUUCUACUACUGGAAGAGAUGUCAGGGAAGAUGAAAACGAUGGUUCAUCUGGAACAUCAAAUGAAAAGUGGCAUAGCUCAGAUGAUGCAGAUAUUAAGCCACCCCAUCUAGACUUCACACCUGUCCAAGAACCUGGGCCACAGAUUUUACCAAAUAGGUGCACUAGUCCUCUGCAAUUUUUUCAACUGCUGUUUCCAAAAAAAAUGUGGCAGACCAUUGUAGUCCACACUAAUGACUAUGGAGCAAAGUGCCAUGAGAAAAAGGGCAAAGUGUGGGACUACAUUUGUCAAAAAGACUUGAAGUCAUACAUAGCACUGGUAAUUUACAUGAGUAUGUUUAGGUGCUCUUCAUUGACAGACUAUUGGAGUGUGUCUGAGCACUUCAGUCUGUCCUUUCCAGCAAAACUCAUGUCUUACAAGAAAUUUCUGUCAAUCUCCAAAGCCCUUCAUCUAAGUGAUAGCAAGGAGGAUGAGAAGAACAGCUUUAGGAAGGGAACGGCAGCCUAUGAACGGUUAGGUAAAAUUCAACCUCUGUAUCAAGUCAUUAGGGAGGCCUGCAAGACCUUUUUUCAUCCUUUUCAGAACAUCACCAUCGUUGAAAGAAUGGUCACAUCGCAGGAGAAAACUGUACUGAAGCGCUGUGUGAAAAACAAAUCCCCAAAUAUGGGGUACAAACUCUUUGCUCUGACAGACUGCACCUGUGGCUAUACGUGGGACUUCUUUAUUUACGAGGGCAAGUCAUGUGCGUCACAGAAUGUGGGCCUCAGCUAUGAGUCUGUUAUGGCAUUGGUGGAUGAAAAUACGUUGGGCUCUGGGUACAAACUGUUUGUGGACAAAUUUUACACCAGCCCCACACUCUUCAGAGACCUCUUGUAUAAAAAGAUCUGGGCUUGUGGCCCCAUUUGGACAAACAGGACAGGUUUCCCAAAAACAGUUGUGAACAGAUUGUCGAAGAACGCUCCACGCGGCACCAUGCGCUGGAUCAGGGAUGACAGUCUUCUGUUUGUUGAGUGGAAAGACUCACAGGAAGUGCAGAUGUGCUCCACCUUCCAUAAAGCCUUUGAAGGUGAUACUGUGCAGAGAAAGGUGAAAAGCGAUACACAUCGGACCAUUGUGGAGGUUCCCAUUCCAGCUGUGGUGCUGGACUACAACAGGAACAUGGAAGUAGUUGAUUUGUCGGAUCGCAUUACUGGACAUUACCGAGCUCUGCUCAAACCGCGAAAGUGGUAUCAAUGUGUGUUUUACCACUUUUUGGACAUCAUUGUAGAGAACGCAUUCAUCAUGCAGGAACUAAUGGCCAAGGGAAAGAACAAGAAGCCUUUGACCAGAAAGGCAUUCUUGGAGAUGCUUAUUUUAGAGCUUACAGAAUUGUGUCCUCAAGACUAAGCUCCGGUUCCCUCAGUUCGCUCUUUUAGAUCCUCCUCGGCAGUUCCUUCUGUGUUCCACAAGGCAAAGCAUAUAACAGCGGACAGCGCUGGCAGGCUCUGCAGCCAGAAAACACUAGCCACGUGUGAGACUUAUGACCUGAUGUGCUUCUGAUUUAUGGCUUCAGUAUGUAACAGUGUCACCAUGGUGCAUUCAUUCAAAAAAACAUCAGAAUAUGUAAAUUAAAUAUAAUUUACAUUGUAAAGUGGAAUAAAUGGUUUUGAAUGGAAUUAAA
Messenger RNA from Cyprinus carpio (common carp), 2501 nucleotides. Its product is annotated as piggyBac transposable element-derived protein 4-like. The transcript has 7 exons. The coding region runs from base 53 to 2227 and encodes 724 amino acids. The record is from RefSeq and is a predicted model, not a curated record. NCBI's taxonomy places the organism in Eukaryota, Metazoa, Chordata, Actinopteri, Cypriniformes, Cyprinidae.